AUGCCAUGUACGAGUGUGUUGCCACGAAAACCAGCACCCCCACAACCUCCUCGCAAGACGCAGGAUCCCCCCGUCCUGCCGUGUCGCUCCCAUUCCCCCGAACAACUCGUCAAGAACAAUCGCAAGGCACUACGGUCCCUCAAGGAUAACCCACUCAAGGCCGUGCGACGAAAGAAUAGCAGUGAUCAGCCAUUUCUAUUCCUCAAUGCAGGUGCGGCUCCUGCCAUUCCGUCACUGCCCAAUCGAUUGUUCGUUAGCAAGAGCGCUUAG
Molecule: messenger RNA, 270 nt
Organism: Seminavis robusta
Lineage: Eukaryota; Bacillariophyta; Bacillariophyceae; Naviculales; Naviculaceae
Source: the annotation of a GenBank genome assembly